AUGGAUGAGGUCCAACCAACCUUGUGGCUGCGUUUGUCUGAUCAAGCGCUAUGGUGGCUGGAUGGAUGGUGUGAAAUUCACAUGGCAUGCGAUGGAGAUUUGCAGCAGGAAGUCCUCCGGAAGACGCUCGACGAAGUAGCUUGUGACGCUACCAAUGAUCAUGCCACCCCCUGUGUGAUAUGCCUGGAGCAAGUGCGGGACGUUGGAGUCACGAUACCUUGCAAGCACAGAAACUUCGACUUCCUAUGCCUUGUGAGUUGGCUGCAGCAGCGGAGAGCUUGUCCGCUAUGUCAAACUGGAAUAACGGGAGUAAAAUACAAUCUCCAGGCGCCGAAAGGCCCGGAAAUAUUUUAUUUGCCUUCUUCAAGAGAAGAACAGAACUCCAGUACUCGUCAUCCAUCUACACGACAGCGUCCAAAUUCGCGCCCAGAGCGUCGGUCUGGCAGGCGAAUAUCUUCUUUCCGACAUCCUCUCCAACAGCCCGACGAUCCUUUAGGCCGUCGGCGUUAUAUUUAUCGACGACAGCUAUACUCCCAGCAUGUCGGUUCAAAUCGACUAUCACAGUACCGUGAGUUCACUCCACAGCUAUUCAACAGGGAUGAGAACCUGGUAUCCCGCGCCAGGAAGUGGGUACGAAGAGAGCUACAAGUAUUUGAAUUUCUCGAUCCAGAUAAUGCCGACAUACAGGGUGGAGGAGAGCAGCAGAAUAAUAACGACUCCGUAAGAACUCGUCGGGCGCGCAAUGCAGAAUUUUUACUGGAGUAUAUCAUUGCGAUACUGCGAACAGUUGAUAUCAAAGGAAGCGGUGGACAAGCAGAGGAAUUAUUGCAGGAAUUCAUUGGAAGAGAGAACGCACGAUUAUUUCUACAUGAACUACAAGCGUGGUUGCGCAGUCCUUUUAAUUCGUUGCAAGAUUGGGAUAGAGCAGUGCAGUAUGAUGAACGUGCGCAACCCACUUUGCCAACGAUUCAUCGUCGAGAGCUCGACACCCAUCGAGAAGACAGAAGCAGAUCUCGGUCCUACAUGGACCGGACACAUAGGAAUGAGUCGCGAGGGUUACGAAAACACAGAAUGCAGGACCCUCGACCUGACCUUGCCCAGGUGAGGAGGGUUGAGCGCGCCAGGCGACUGUAUCAGCCUGACUGA
Coccidioides posadasii C735 delta SOWgp is the source of this 1146-nucleotide messenger RNA. RefSeq lists its product as uncharacterized. Gene Ontology annotation, molecular function: ubiquitin protein ligase activity. The record is from RefSeq and is a predicted model, not a curated record. Gene Ontology annotation, biological process: protein polyubiquitination; protein monoubiquitination. Lineage: Eukaryota; Fungi; Ascomycota; Eurotiomycetes; Onygenales; Onygenaceae.